Helianthus annuus (common sunflower) is the source of this 1868-nucleotide messenger RNA. RefSeq names its product E3 ubiquitin protein ligase DRIP2. Lineage: Eukaryota; Viridiplantae; Streptophyta; Magnoliopsida; Asterales; Asteraceae. The coding region runs from base 332 to 1615 and encodes 427 amino acids. Gene Ontology annotation, molecular function: ubiquitin-protein transferase activity. The record is from RefSeq and is a predicted model, not a curated record. The transcript is spliced from 8 exons.
GUGUUCGGUUCUGUACAUGCCAAUUUUACAAGUACUCAACACCCUCUUUCUCUCUCUAAAAACUCUCGAUUUCGACUCCCACACACACACAGAUGAUCUAGUUGCCGAAUCACCAACUCACGUCGUUUCUUCGCAAAUCAUCCUCAUCAAUCUCCAAAUCGCAUCCUCAUAGAUCCAGCAGGCAAAUUAGCUACGUAAGGUCCAUGUGUUUCCCCUAACGGUGUUGCUAACAUGCACCUCCUUCCUUUAGGAACGAACUACUACGUGUGUGAGUGUGGUGGACCGGUAAUUAGGUGUUUGUUGCUGAAUUGAUAGGUGCUGUUGUGUGAAGAUGUCGGCUAAUCAGGUGGUGAAAUUACGGAGGAAAGAGUUAGCGGCAUGCAUGACAUGCCCUAUCUGCAAUAAAUUGUUGCGAGAUGCUACUACUGUUCCUGAAUGUCUUCAUACGUUCUGCAGGAAAUGUAUUCACAAGAAGGUUACCGAUGAGGAGCUUGAAUGUUGUCCAAUUUGCAAUAUUGACCUUGGAUGUGUUCCUCUAGAGAAACUGAGGCCAGACCAUAAUUUGCAAGAUGUUAGAGGAAAAAUAUUUCCGUCAAAAAGGAGAAGGGUAAAGGCCCCUGAAGUUGCGCCUUCGGUUACAUUACCGUUAAGAAGGAAAGAGCGGUCACUGUCGUCACUGGUAGUCUGCACUCCCAGGGUGUCACCACAAACUACUUUGACCGGUAAAAGGUCAAAAGGACCCCCAAGAAAGAAACCACGUGGGUCCGCUUUUUCCGUUGACAAAUCUGUCAAGAAGGAGGAUGACUCCAUAGAAGACCACCAAGAUAGCUCGAGCUCUCGUGAAGUUUCAAACAAGUUCACACAGAAUUUGAGGCAGAAUUCUUCAGCUGCGGGGCCUUCUAGCGAUCCUUCUCCUGAUAAAGAAACAAACAAUGGUAAAGUUGAUACGUGGAAACCGUUCAAUUAUUUGUUGGAAGUGACAAAUAGGAGUAAAAAUUCCAAAUUUACUUCACAAGGAUCUACUGUCAACCCAGAAACACCAAUUACCCCAAAGAGUGAAGGGAAUGUUCGUAAAACUAAAGGAAAAGAUCAACUGAAGCGUUCUAAAUUUCAAGAUGAAAAUGGGAGGUCUGAUAUGGAUGUUACGGAAUCUGCAAAACCUAAAAUAAUAAGAAAAUAUCGCAAAAAUAAAGUGGGGUCACAAGCCGUGCUGGAUGCGGAUGCUGAUGCUAAUAAUGCUGUUGGGGACAAAAGAGUAAAUCCUAUCUGGUUCCAUUUGGUACCUUCUAAAGAACAGGAGGGUGAGCCUUUGGGGCAGAUAGAAGGAAGUUUUGUAAGACUAAAGGAUGGCAACAUACCUGUUUCAGUUAUCCAGAAAUUCGUCAUGAGCAAAUUGAAACUUGGAAGUGAACAUGAGGUCGAGCUCAGAUGCAUGGGCCAACCGCUAGUGCCAACCCUUCUGCUAGGUAACCUAAUGGAGAUGUGGCUGCAGAAACAGCCAACAUCACAGACAAUUUCGGUCAUAGUUGGAACAUCGGCUAAGGAAUACAUGAUGGAGAUAUGCUAUGCUAGAAAGACUUUGGGUGCAGGUGUGGCUCUAACUCAAGCUAAUUGAUGAUUAUGCCCUCCUGUGGUUUUCGCUUUGAGAAAGAAGAAGAUGUUGAGAUGUAACCCUCUUCCUCCCCCCCCCCCCCCCCACCCCCCCCACCCCCCCAGUUUAUGUAAGAGACACCAUGAUUGGUUAUAAAGUUUAAGUUACUGUAUAGUUAUGAAUCUUUGUUAAAGUUGGUGAACUUUGACAUGUUACCCUCUGCACCCUUAACUUAUUUCUGCUGUUAAACUUGCAUGAGUUUUGUGGUGGUGUUAUA